This is a messenger RNA of Ipomoea triloba (trilobed morning glory), 1626 nucleotides long. Its product is annotated as probable xyloglucan galactosyltransferase GT11. The transcript has 2 exons. The record is from RefSeq and is a predicted model, not a curated record. Gene Ontology annotation, molecular function: glycosyltransferase activity. Lineage: Eukaryota; Viridiplantae; Streptophyta; Magnoliopsida; Solanales; Convolvulaceae. The coding region runs from base 1 to 1626 and encodes 541 amino acids.
AUGGACGCCUCGACCGCCGCAAGGCUCCGGAAGAGGUUUUGGUUCGUUUUCAUUGUUUUGUUCGUGUUAUGGUACCUUUUGCUUUACGUGGUUGAUUGGUCGGCUCUCCCAGGAAGAACGUCUACGGCCGAGAAUUUCCAAUCCGAGGCUAUCCAAUCGCACCCCGCAGAUCCCUUGGAUGCAACGACAGAGAUUCCCUCGUCACACGGGCAAGACAACGUUAGCGUGCACGAAGAAACGCCUCCGCCGGAGAAGAAAGGGGAUUUGGUACCAGAUUUGGACGGCCUGGAGAAAGAAUUGGAGCCUUUGUUGAAACAAAACAAUGGGAAAUCAUCAUGUUCGGGGAGAUACGUUUAUAUGCACGAUUUGCCUGCCCGGUUCAACGAUGACUUGAUAAAGCAAUGUAAAUUGUUGGAUCCGUGGGUGGAUAUGUGCGCUUACACGGCCAACCAAGGAUUGGGUAUGGAGGUGGGGAAUCCGGGGAAGAUUGUCCAGGCAAGAGACUGGUUUUACACCCACCAGUUCUCGCUGGAACCCAUAUUUCACGCCCGGAUGAAACAGUACGAUUGUUUGACGAAUGAUUCCUACAAAGCCGCCGCCGUUUUCGUGCCGUACUAUGCGGGUUUCGACGUCGCCCGCUACUUGUGGGCCGACUUCAACGCCUCCGUUCUAGACUCUGGCGCUCGGGAUUUGGUAAACUGGCUCAGGGAGAGGCCGGAGUGGAAGGUUAUGUGGGGGAAAGACCAUUUCUUUAUCGCCGGGAGAGUAACCUGGGAUUUCCGACGGCUUGGUACUACCUGGGGCAACAGCUUACUAGUGAUGCCGGAAUCUGAGAACAUGUCGGCGUUAACGAUCGAGUCCAGCCCUUGGGACAAGAACGAUUUUGCAAUCCCGUACCCGACCGACUACCAUCCCUCCUCCGACGAGGAGGUGGCCCAAUGGCAGAGCAAAAUGAGGAAACAGCGGCGGGGGACGCUCUUCUCGUUCGCCGGAGCGGAGAGGCCCAGCAUGCAGGAUCCCAUACGAAGCCAAGUGAUGAAACAAUGCGUCCAAUCGCGGCGAAAAUGCAAGCUAUUAGAAUGCAAGAGCGAGGACAAGAACUGCGAGAAGGCAACCGACGUGAUAAAAUUGUUCCAGAGAUCAAUCUUCUGCUUACAACCCCCCGGAGACACAUUCACCCGCCGCUCAAUUUUCGACUCCAUCCUCGCCGGCUGCAUCCCCGUGCUCUUCAACCCCGCCUCCUUCUACGUCCAAUACAUCUGGCACCUCCCUAAAGACUUCACCAACUACUCUGUGCUCAUCCCCGAAGACGACGUCAAGGAAAACAAGGUGAGCAUCGAGAGAGUGCUGGCAAGAAUCCCACGGCGUCGAGUUGCAGCCAUGAGGGAGCAGGUUAUACGCCUCAUUCCCAAGGUGAUAUACGCGAACCCGAGGGGGAGGUUGAAGAGGGUGGAAGAUGCGUUUGAUUUAGCAGUGAAGGGAGUGAUUGGGAGAGUGGAGAGGUUGAGGAACAAGGAGGAGAAGGAAUUUGACGAGCAGAAAAGCUGGAAAUAUUAUACGUUUGGAACAGUGGAGAAGCAUGAGUGGGAUCACUACUUUAGAAGGCGCAACUUAACGGCUAGAUAG